Messenger RNA from Carassius gibelio (silver crucian carp), 8079 nucleotides. RefSeq names its product neuronal PAS domain-containing protein 3-like. NCBI's taxonomy places the organism in Eukaryota, Metazoa, Chordata, Actinopteri, Cypriniformes, Cyprinidae. Gene Ontology annotation, molecular function: protein dimerization activity; RNA polymerase II transcription regulatory region sequence-specific DNA binding; DNA-binding transcription factor activity, RNA polymerase II-specific. Gene Ontology annotation, biological process: regulation of transcription by RNA polymerase II. The transcript is spliced from 12 exons. The coding region runs from base 834 to 3773 and encodes 979 amino acids. The record is from RefSeq and is a predicted model, not a curated record.
GCAAACAUCCCAUCAGCUUCAGACACUGAACCUGGCACCUGACCUCUGCAGCAUCAGCACCAGAAGAACAAGCUGAUCGUUCCUUCUCUCAGAAACUGAAAGCAGUAGCACAUCAUCAUCACAACAGUAGGAGGCGAGCAGAUCACAUCAUGCACUGGACUUUCCUCGCGUACAUACUUAGAUCUGUUUUCUAAACCACACUGGGAAUGGACAGCUGUCUCUGAAUUUAAUCAGCAGAACUUUUUCAGGACACACUGGACUGAUAAAAAGUUCUGUGCUCGUUUAUUUAUGCGCACACAUUCCUUUACACUAGACGGAAAGUGUAAAGCAUUUUCCUUUCUAUUAUGGCUAUUUAAUGCCUGUAGCUGAAUAUCCAAAAGGAAAAGUUAUGUUAUUUAUGCGUUUUAAAGUUAAAAUAAUGUUAGGAUACUUUGAUUUAAGAUUUUAGGAGUUAGCGCGUCUCUUUAUGGUAAGCUUUCAAAACGGACAAUUAUUAGUCAAAACUGGCUCACAAGCAGUCAGAUGGACAGUGAGAGCAUUGAUAUAUUGGAGGAUAUGGUUAAAUAAUACGAUUUUUAAGGAAGGAUACAUAAGCUCGGAUACGUCAGGAAAGCUUGGAGCGCUUGAAACUUUUCCGCGUAAAGGCGCACAGGACGCGCAAAGAGGCGACAGUUUGCGAGCACCAUCACCACCAACCCAGAAAACAAGGCGUAGAAUGGUUGAUAAGCUUGUUUUCAUCACUAAUGGGAUUGUGCUGCUGUGAUUUGUCGGACCGGAGGGAAGGUUGAUCCACACACACUCGUUUGGUGCAGCAUCGCGGUGCGCGCUCGGGGAUGAUCAGGAUCUUCCCGGAUUUCAGUGUUCAGGUGACGGCGGCGGCGGCUGCAGGUGCGGGAGCCGGUGGAGGAAUGCCGGCUGCGUCAAGAGUCCCGGGAGCUACUAACGGAAACCCGCAAAACCUCCAAGGCUUGACGUCUUACCAACAAAGCGAGCCAUACUGGGAGAGGUCUGCUAAUGCAAGCUCCUGCUCCGCCACUAGGCCCAAGACACUCCACCUUGGAGGGCAACAACAUACCUCAUCACCAUGGUUGCAGGCUCUGAGAAAGGAAAAGUCACGUGACGCCGCUCGCUCGCGCCGGGGGAAGGAGAACUUUGAGUUCUAUGAGCUGGCAAAGAUGCUUCCGCUCCCCGGUGCCAUCACCAGCCAGCUGGACAAGGCCUCCAUCAUCCGCCUCACCAUCAGCUACCUUAAGAUGAGGGACUUCGCCAACCAGGGGGACACGCCGUGGAACCUGCGCAUCGAAGGACCGCCGCCCAACACCUCAGUCAAAGCUAUCGGCUCCCAGAGGAGGCGGAGCCCCAACACCGCUGCCGCAGAGAUCUUUGAGCCUCACCUCGGCAGCCACAUCCUGCAGUCCCUGGAUGGAUUUGUAUUUGCACUAAACAAGGAGGGGAGGUUUUUGUACAUCUCAGAGACAGUGUCGAUAUACCUGGGGCUUUCACAGGUAGAGCUGACGGGCAGCAGUGUGUUUGACUACGUUCAUCCGGGCGAUCAUGUGGAGAUGGCCGAGCAGCUGGGCAUGAAGCUUCCGCCGGGCAGAGGGCUGCUGUCUCAGGGCGGCGGGGCCGAGGACGGGGCCAGCUCUGCCUCUUCUUCCUCUCACUCUGAGACACCUGAGCCAGUGGAGUCGAACAGCCCUAGUCUUCUGUCGCCGGAUAACAUUCUAGAACGCUCCUUCUUCGUCCGUAUGAAGUCCACGCUCACCAAAAGAGGCGUCCACAUCAAGUCCUCCGGAUACAAGGUUAUCCACAUUACCGGCAGGCUGCGGAUAAGAAUGGCAUUAACACACAGUCGUUCGGUACCCAAUCAAAUCAUGGGCAUGGUUGUGAUGGCACACGCACUUCCUCCGCCAACCAUCAAUGAGGUUCGGAUCGACUGCCAGAUGUUUGUUACACGGGUCAACAUGGAUCUCAACAUCGUCUACUGUGAAAACCGAAUCAGUGACUACAUGGACCUGACACCUGUCGACAUCGUAGGGAAGAGAUGCUAUCACUUCAUCCACGCAGAGGACGUGGAAGGCAUUCGGCAAAGCCAUUUAGACCUAAUGAAUAAAGGUCAGUGUGUGACAAAGUAUUACCGCUGGAUUCAGAAGAAUGGAGGUUAUAUCUGGAUCCAGUCCAGUGCCACUAUUGCAAUCAACGCCAAGAAUGGCAAUGAAAAAAACAUCAUCUGGGUCAACUACGUACUCAGUAAUCCAGAGUACAAAGAUACACCCAUGGAUAUCGCACAGUUGCCUAACCUGCCAGAGAAAGCAUCAGAGUCCUCAGAAACAUCUGAUUCUGAAUCCGACUCCAAGGAGAACUCUGAAGACAAUGAAAACUUCAAGUCAGAUGGAAAAGGGAAUCAGUCUUCUGAGAACAGUGAAGAUCCAGAGUCGAACAGUAAGAAACAGAUGGGCCAGCCACCAGAGCAAGAGAUGAGACGACAGGAGGAAGGAGACAGUUCCAGCAAUCCAGAAAGUCAGGACAGUGAUGAUAGUCUGGAACCUUCUGACUGUGAAACUGACAACAAGGAGGGCCGCCUGGGUGGUUUACACAUAAAGGUGGAGUGUUAUGGUGAUGGUGAGGUGGAGGAUCUACAGGACUCGCCCUCCUCUUGCUCCUCCUCCUCAGAAGAAGUAGAGGAUGAGGUGGAGGAUAUUGUGAAGGACUGCAACAGUGGAGGAGAGCUGAGCGGACCAGCAAUGAGUAAACACCAGAAGAGAAAGAAGAGGAGAAAAAAGCAGAAAUGGGAUGGAAGUCGACAACGUCUCCGUCUGUCUCCCUCGGCGGCUGCUACCCCCAGCCCUGGCAGCCUGGACCCCACCCUUGGAGACCAGCCUCCCCUCCUGCUUCCACCCUCCCCAACCAAUUCCUCUGUGCUGAAGAUCAAGACUGAGAUGUCAGAACCUAUAAACUUUGACAACGACAGCAGCAUCUGGAACUACCCACCCAACCGAGAGAUCUCCUGCAACGAGUCUCCCUACAGCAUGACAAAAACCCACAACACCUUCCCUUCUCCCCCGCACGCCGGCCUGCAGGUGUCCAUCCCAGACUCAGUCCUCACUCCACCUGGUGCCGAGGGUGGAGGAGGCAACAGAAAGCCCAACUUCAAUGGCAACAGUAGCAACGGCAACAAUAACAGUGCCCCCACCUCUGUGUCCAGCGCAACUCCGGGCAGCUUGGUUCCUCCUUCCAGUUCCGCUACUGCUGACCCGCUCUCCCCACCUCUGUCAGCCUCGCCACGGGACAAGCAGCAGGGUACACCCACCUCCUCUGGUUCCCUGCUCUACACCAGUGACCUGGAAGCCCUGCAGAGGUUACAAGCGGGGAACGUGGUACUUCCACUGGUGCACAGAGUCACAGGCACGCUUGCUGCCACCAGCACAGCAUCCCCGCGAGUCUACACCACUGGAACGAUCCGAUAUGCCCCAGCAGACGUCAGCUUGGCCAUGCAGGGCAACAUCUUGCCAAAUGCUCACAGCGCUGUGAACUUCGUGGAUGGGCCCGGCUUCGGCAUAGACCCUAAGACGCCCAUGGAGAUGCUGUAUCAUCAUGUGCACCGGCUCAACAUGUCCACCCCCUUCGGGGGUGCGGUCAGCGGAGCCGGGCUCACACAGAUGCCAGCUGCAAAUGUCUUCACCACAGCAGAGGGACUUUUCUCCACGCUUCCGUUUCCCGUCUACAGCAAUGGCAUCCACAACACACAGACACUGGAGCGCAAGGAGGAUUGAAGCAAAACAUCGAGACCAUAUUACUGUGUUCAACUGUGUUAAAAAGACUUCUGAGGCAAAAGACUGUGUAUCAAAGUUGGGGGAAAGUGAGAUGUUCUAGCACUUUGAAUUUUGAGCAAUUGGGCUUGUGUAACUGAAGUGAAUGGGUUUUUCUUCCUGUGUCUUUCUAACUCUUCGAAUUUCUCUUUCUUCUUUCUCGCCUCCUUACACAAGUUCUUGAUGACGGUUUCUCUAAACAGACUAAAAAGACUUAUCUCUAUUGUAAAGAGUUCCUUUUGAGCCACAGGGAAUUCAUAGCACUGUAGCAUAUGUUUUCUCUGUGGUCAAAUAUUUGUCCAGAGUAUGUAGCAUCCUCAUUAGGAUGUCUUAAACGUAUUAGAAAAAGAAAACUGACAAGAAAAGAAACUGUUUCUGUUUCUAAAGGUUUCUUGGUGUAAUUGAUGCUGACAAAAGGAUGUUACCCUAUUUGAUGUAGUUCAAAGGGUUUUACGGUUCUUUCUAAAGGGGGAAUAGUAUUUAAGAAAUAAUGCUUUUUCUUAGUUUUUUUUUUUUUUUUUUUUUUUUUUUUUUUUUUUUUUUUUAAUAGCUCAACUUAACUUGCCAAUCAUGCAUUUUAAAAAAGCAAUUUUAGCCGGAUAUUGACCUGUGAAUAGAAUGUUACUAUACAAUCCCAGGACAUGGAACAGGUCAGUGUGAGAUUUUUCCAGUUCCAUCUUCUGUUUGCAGAUCCAUGGUGCUAUCAUUGAGUUACCCUCACUCAGCUGGCUGAUGUAGGUACUGUCCCGGAACUCCAGACAAAUGGCGGCUUUAGAUCUUUUCAACAGAAAAGUUAAACCCCUAACAGAUUAUUAUUAUUAUUAUUUUGUUUUUUGUUUAUUAUGUUCAUCACUUACCCGUGAGCACAGGAGAGUAUUUUAGCUCAAUCUGAUUGAGUCUAUAAAGGGAUACAGAAAAGGUUUUUUUUUUAUUAUUAUUAUCUCUCAGUGCAACUGAGGCUAAUCUUGCAUCAUAAACUUGAAGAUGAAUGUUAAACUCCAAACAGGAUUUGGUCAGAGCUAUGAUGAAUUGUUUUGGAGAUUUUUGGCUUAAUUGUUUACACUCCCUCUUUGGCUUACAAGCCUGGUGUCCUUUCCCGAAAUCAGUCCCCCUUCAUCCCUUACCCCUUGACUCUCUCUGAAAAUCACAUAUCAAAUGGAGAUUGUAAUAAGGACAUGCAUUUUCAAUCAAAAAAAUGUGUUUUGAAAAUCCACAUUCCUAAUUUUUAUCCACUGUUGCCAAAAAAACUUUACUCCCACAGUUUGGUGUUAAAACACUGUGAUUUGAUGUUAAAAAAAAAAACACUAAAGUAAUAAAACGGAAGAAAACUGUCACUUCAUCUUUUGGCAGCCAUCCAUCAAGUCAUCUAUUAUGCAGCGUGAUAACCGUAAACUUGUACAAUGUGUAAGUGUCAAUGGCUGUCAGUCUCCAUAGCAAUUUAAGUGUGUGUUACUAUAUGCAGUAUAUACUGAGCUAAUGUAGCUGUUUUGUCCUUUGUCCUCUCUGUGCUAGUCCGGGCUCGGGAGGGGAAACAUUGGUUCUCCUUCCAGCCCCCUUGCAGUCUUAGUGAACCAGUGGAGGUUAGUGGAUUUUGUGUGGUGGCCUUCUAAUGUAGUGUCACCUAUUUUGCUGCUUCCUUUUUGUAUGUAUUACUUUUUUCUGUUUCUGCUAUUGCUUUGCUGUCGUGUAGUCUACAGACCUCUCUCUCUCUUCUCAGAGAUAAAAGACUCUAAACUAGCUCAAAGGUUUAAGGAGCCAUUUUUUUGCCACUGAGGAAUUCUGGGAUUGCAGUUUCCAGCUCAAACGUGUUGAGGAAUAAAAAAAACGGAAGUAGCAUUUAGCAGACUGGAACCUUAAAAGCCUCAGAUGUGAAACAUUCCCAGAGUCCCUUGUGCUUGUCUUGUGCAUUGGGUGUAUUUCAUUGGUUUCCACCAAACCUGUUGACUUCAAGGACCCUGCAACUCACACACAAAAAAAAUAAAAUAAAAAAAAAGAGAUGACGGUGGUAUUUCAGGACAAUAAAAAGUUUUAACGAUUUCUAAAGAGAUGAAAAAAAAAAUAUUUCGCACUAUAAAAUCUAUUUUUAUAGGUGUUUUGGAAAUGCAUGUUUACUAAGUUGAUUGUUUGGUUUACUUGAUUUUGUUCGGUCCAGCGGCUUUGUCAAUGUUUAGUGUUUUUUAGUCUGUCCAGCAAAGGGAAGGGGGGGCCUUCGUCUUUUUACCUGAAUCAGGCUUCCCCCCGACAUCAGGAAACUUGUGUCUGUGGUUUCUGUGAAGACGUGUUGUUACUCAAACCCAGGUCAUGAUGUUAAUGUUUUUAAAAAUGACAAUAACAGGACUCGCUGUUGGAACGGUUGCAGGAGAGCGCGGCGUCACCGCUGCAGGUUAACAGGAUCCUAGAUUUUAGCAUUUUGUACGUAGAGCAGAAGCGGUCGGGACGGGGUUUGGGGGCAGCUCCAAAAACAGACACUGUGGACCAGGAAAUACACCCAUAUGUUACUAACAGAACAGCCGGGCGAGCUGUUUCAAUGUAUCUGUGUUGUGUCAAAAUGAUUGCUGGUGAUUUAAUCUUAAACUAAUCUCAGCUGCUGUCAGAUAAAUAGUGUUUAAAAUGACAAUAUGAGAAAUCACUUCAUUACCUGUGAAGACUGUGUCUGUGUUUUUAACUAUUUCUUGUACAAUUAUACAGAUUCUUUUAUGAGGAGCUUGGUGCCAAGUAGAAGAAUAUGGGAGAAAGGGGAUUCUCUGCGUAUCAGUGUUAACAGUGUUAUAAAUUCUAAGUACAAAUUAAAAUAUUAAACAGAGAAAACUAUGGUACAUUUUUAUUUUGUUUUUUGUUUUCGGAGAAAAAAAAAAGACAAAAAACAACUAACUGAAGCUAACUUUGAGUGCCUGGCUUAUUUUUUUGGAAACACUUUUUUUUUGUCAUUUACCAUGAAUAAUGCUGCAAUUCAAAAAUGUACAUACUUCAUUUUACAACAGGGUUAUUUUAUACUUUUGUAGGUUUUCAUCAGUUAAAGCGACAUGUCAUACAUGGUUGUCUUUCUGUAACAGUUUUUUUUACCAUCUUACAGGUGCCAUAUUCAUAAUAAACUUUUCUUGGAUUUGUUACUAUCUGGCAUCAUUUCUUUUACAUUCAUCAUAAGUGAAUGCCAAACAUCAGUGAUUAUUCUUUGUGUUUCUACUUUCCUGCUUUAUUUUUGUUCUUUCCCUCUUAUGUUUUUCUCCCGAUCUUUAGUUUUGGUCGACGUAGCCUUUUUUUUAAGUUACCUACAGGUUUCAGGUAAGGGAAAUAUCAAAAUAUUCCCAUGUAGCCCUGCUGACUUUUGCUUCCACGUACAAUGAAUGGCAAUCCAGUGCAUUUGUACCAGGGCCUUUAUUUUUGACAUCUUUAAGCAGUGGCUGAGUGAAUCUCCUAUACAUUGGACAGAAUCUCACGGGUAUUUCUUUUUUUUUUUUUUUCACCUCAUGGUAUCCUCACCAGGUUUUCAAUUAGCAGGAAUAUUUCAAUCUGUGUCUUCUAUUAUACUGAUCUCACUGUAACUUCCUACGGCAAAGCUAAAUAAAAGGGGGAAAAUGCUUCCUUUUAAACGUGUUUUACUUAAGAUAUUUUUUAACAAUGUCAAGGUCUUGCUCUGUGAAAAACAAAAAUAUAUAUAUUAAACUGCUCAGAGGUUGUUGAAGUAAUUUGUGCUACCCAGUUAACUUUCAAAAUGUGAUGCAUUUCAGAGCAAAACAAGAUAUUCAGGAAGAAAAAUGCUUGGACUUGGUGAAGGGAUUUGAUUUAAUGCAUUGGGAAUUGAUAAAUGCAAAGUGGUCAGUGUUAUAGGCGUAUUUGUUUAGAAUAACAUGCACCAAUAAAUAAAUAAGUCCAGAAACAUACAUUAAGGAAGUCAAUAGAGUUGAUCUCAUCUUGACUUCAUGUUAACAGCUGUCUCAGAGAACAUAUAAGAUUACUAUUAUGACUUAUCCAUAUCUAUCAGAAUAAUGCACUUCCACAUUCACACUAUUCCUCCAGCUCAUAGCAUAUAUGCUGUGCAUGGUAACAUGUGCAAUGUGCUAGAAUUGACCUCCCAUUUACAGUUUGUUAAAUGAAUUGAAAGUAAGUAUUUAACGUAUUACUUGAUCAGACAGCCAAUAGUUAAAACAGUUUUCAUUUCAAAGAUAAUAACUGGAUGCCAGUCACAUGCAACAUAAUGAGGUCAUGUGACAGCACUAAUGUUUGAAACAUUCACAGUGGAAUAACAAUGUUCAAAAUAUAGAGGUGUAGA